Messenger RNA from Annulohypoxylon maeteangense, 1128 nucleotides. RefSeq lists its product as uncharacterized. The record is from RefSeq and is a predicted model, not a curated record. The transcript has 2 exons. The coding region runs from base 417 to 1025 and encodes 202 amino acids. Lineage: Eukaryota; Fungi; Ascomycota; Sordariomycetes; Xylariales; Hypoxylaceae.
AUUGUAAGGCUGAAUGGCACAUCAAGGCGAAGCGCCAACAUUCUAUGACACUAGCCAAGAAAAUCCCCAUACUAUAUCCAUGUCUCCCAUGAUUGAGGAUCAACUUCAUAUUCGGCUGUGAGUUUGUGAGGACUCUAUUUUUAGUUGACAUCGGUGAAGAUGUGUUUUUGCAGUGUAUUGUGCCGGACCAUGAUGACAUCAAUACCGAAAUCCUCUUCGUGAGCGACACCUAGCUGACCCAAUCGUUACAACGUGGUUGAGAUAUAUAAGAAGAGGUAAUCCCUAGACUUUGGUCAGAUCUUAAACACUCAGCUUCACCAUCACCAAGAAACAUCAUCAACUACGCCUUCACACACCUAUCACACGAAUUCUUCUACCCCAUUCCUUGAAUACCAUCUUACCUAGCACCAUACAACAUGAAGUUCACAUACGGUCUCGUAACAGCCCUCCUAGUGGCAGCCACUGGAGCUUACAUUCCCCCGGAAGAUCUCGAAGACGGAAUCUACCUAGUCGGUAGAGGAACCGGAGACUCCGCGAAAUUCCGCCGCGACUUCGGAGCCCCCGUGCGCAUCGGCGACAUCGUCAAGCCAAACGACGCGCGUGGCUUCUUCCCCAACACAACCUCACCCCAAGAGUCGUCAGUAGAGCGUCGCGACGACUUCAUCCAUCACGAACGGAAGCACUACUGCGAAGACUACAACACGAUGACGCUCGCGGACUACACGAUCGCGAUGAACUCCUUCACGACCCGGUGCGAGAACCAGAAGGUACCCGCGCGCUCGAAGAGCGGGGCCAUCUGUAAUGGAUCUCAGGGGAUCCUGUUCGCCAAGGCCGGCUCGGCGAUCGUUUACCACUGCAACGUCUCCUGUCAACAGCAGAACUGCGGUGGUGGACACAUCUCGCCCUUCGAGUCUUGGGCUGAUAAGACUUGUGGCCGAUUAAAGGGUGCUUGGUUCUACUCUAGCUGGGACUUCACUAUGGGACGUUCGACUUGGGGCUCUGAAUUCUGUGGAAAGACCAUCUAGGAUGUCUUUUCGUCAAGGGAGAGGUAGAGGUGGACGUUGUAUAUGAUGGGAACUCACGUGUUUAUUUGUUAAGGAGCGCUUUUUCAACCGUUUAGAAUAUGUG